GGACUCUCAUGCUGGCGGGACUACCAGAUGUUUACAAACCCAUGAUUAUGGGUCUGGAAAGUUCCAGCAAGACAAUAACGUCAGAUUUCGUGAAGACAAAACUUUUGCAGGAAGUGAAAGUUUCAGAAUCUUCUGCAUUUUUUACAAAGCACAAGAAUAACUCCAGUGCCAAGUUAAAAGGAAAAGGCCCACGGUGCUAUAACUGUAACAAAUACGGGCAUUAUAAAAGUCAAUGCACAGUAAAAAAGUCAAAUCAUAAUGGUUUUUCAGCAGUUUUUUCAGCCCACAACAAUAUAUGUGAGGACGAUUGGUAUGUUGACUCCGGAGCCACAAUGCACAUGACAAAACGUUCUGACUGGAUGUAUGACAUACAACCUUCUCCGAUUCAACAAGUAAAGGUGGCUAAUAAUGAUGUUGUCUCCGUGCAAGAUAUGGCUUCCGGCAUCAAACAUCAGACCAGCACACCGUACACUCCUGAGCACAACGGUUUAGCUGAGCGCAUGAACCGGACGUUGGUUGAACGUGCAAAAUGCAUGUUAUUUGAAGCAAAGCUGCAAAAACAUUUGUGGGCAGAAGCAGUCACAGCUGCGGCCUAUGUUGUCAACCGAUCACCUUCACGGGUUUUGAGCGAGGUAACCCCGUAUGAAAAAUGGACGGAUUUCAGAUCCAUUGACUGCUGAAGAAGCUUUGUCUGGCAGUGAUGCUGAGAACUGGAAAUCAGCAAUGGAUGAAGAGUACCACUCUUUAUUAGAAAAUAAUACAUGGGAAAUUACUACUCUACCUGAAGGUAAACGUGCUAUACCAUGUAAAUGGAUUUUUAAAAAGAAAACUAAUGAAAAUGGAGAAUUAUCAAAGUAUAAAGCACGACUUGUGAUUAAAGGUUGUUCACAAAAACCUGGAAUAGAUUACACAGAGGUAUUUUCACC
This is a messenger RNA of Aricia agestis (brown argus), 926 nucleotides long. RefSeq lists its product as uncharacterized. The transcript is spliced from 3 exons. The record is from RefSeq and is a predicted model, not a curated record. Gene Ontology annotation, molecular function: nucleic acid binding; zinc ion binding. NCBI's taxonomy places the organism in Eukaryota, Metazoa, Arthropoda, Insecta, Lepidoptera, Lycaenidae. The coding region runs from base 9 to 680 and encodes 223 amino acids. Gene Ontology annotation, biological process: DNA integration.